AUGUUCCGCUCGCUCUCGUCCACCGUCCGCACAGCAGCCCCCCGCGCAUCCCGCCUCGCCCCGCGCCCCGUCCUCGCCCGCGCAUACCACGAAAAGGUCAUCUCCCACUACGAGCAGCCCAGAAACGUGGGCUCGCUCCCCAAGAACGACAUCGACGUCGGCACAGGCCUCGUCGGCGCACCCGCGUGCGGCGACGUCAUGAAGCUCCAGAUCCGCGUCGACGAGCACGGCAUCAUCUCCGACGUCAAGUUCAAGACCUUCGGCUGCGGCAGCGCCAUCGCCUCCAGCUCCUACAUGACCGAGCGCGUCAAGGGCCUCUCCCUCGAAGAGGCCGGAAAAAUUAAAAACACAGAGAUCGCAAAGGAGCUCGCCCUGCCCCCCGUCAAGCUCCACUGCUCCAUGCUCGCGGAGGACGCCAUCCGCUCCGCCAUCCGCGACUACCACUCCAAGCGCUCCAAGAUGUCGGACCCCAAGAAAGCCAAGGGCUUCAUCGACGUCUCCCAGAGCGCAGCCACCGGCCAGACCGUCGCCACUGCCCACCCCGGCGGCGAGUAAUCCCGCCGUCGCCGCCUCCUCCAUGGACCCCUAUCCGUCUUUCGUUUCUUCUUCUCGCUUUUCGCUGUCGGUUUCUUGCGCUGGAGCCCCCUGUAGUGUACGAUAUCCACUAUUGCAUCUUACAUAUAUACACAUCGUCAUCGCAUGCACCUUUUUCUCGAUCC
This is a messenger RNA of Heterobasidion irregulare TC 32-1, 719 nucleotides long. RefSeq lists its product as uncharacterized. Gene Ontology annotation, biological process: intracellular iron ion homeostasis; iron-sulfur cluster assembly. Gene Ontology annotation, cellular component: mitochondrial matrix; cytoplasm. The record is from RefSeq and is a predicted model, not a curated record. The coding region runs from base 1 to 555 and encodes 184 amino acids. Gene Ontology annotation, molecular function: 2 iron, 2 sulfur cluster binding; ferrous iron binding. Lineage: Eukaryota; Fungi; Basidiomycota; Agaricomycetes; Russulales; Bondarzewiaceae. The transcript is spliced from 4 exons.